AUGCAAAAUACUGGUGUUAACGGCGGCGCCGGCCGUGUAAGAGCCGAGGAUGUGAUUUCGAAGCUGAAAGACGACGGCGAUUUCGAUCGCCUGCGCCUCAAAAUCAUUCGUAAAUUGAAGGAGAAUGAAGAACUACGAAGCAGUAUUAUAUCAAUGGUGCAGCAAUCGGCUGCACUUAAUCGCCCCGGUGUUGAAAAUUUGAAACCGCGGCAGCUUUCUGACGCGAUACACCAAGAGAUUGGGGACAAAGUGAUGAGCCACAUCUCCGAUGGUGUCUGGAAUGUUAUCAGAUCAGCUGAUGGCAUGAAAAACGAAAUAACAGAAACCGUACAAUCAGUUUACGACAAAUUAUCAAAUCCUAGUUUGAAAGACAACGGCGAAUCAUCCUCUCACAGAGAUUCACAUUCACCUCGAAACAAACGUGAGAAUCAUGGUGAGGUUGCCGAAGCUAUCGGAAACAAUGGCGUGUUAUCAGAUGGAGAGCCAAACGAGCCACCGGGAUUUGGUUCAGCCGAUGUAAACAAGAUAAACAUGAACAGCCAAAAGAACCGACCAGACAAUAACAGUUUGUCUGCCCCUCAUGGCUUACGAGCCACCGGAAAACACAAUGGAGACAGCUUGCACGUGGAGAAUAUAUCAGAGGCUGAGAAUAUGGACUGUGAUGCCCCUCCUGGUUUUCCUUCUAUAAUCAAGCAUGAGAACUCAGGAGAUGCCGGUGAUGAAGAUCCUGAUGUGCCACCUGGAUUUGGUUGA
Molecule: messenger RNA, 753 nt
Organism: Striga hermonthica
Lineage: Eukaryota; Viridiplantae; Streptophyta; Magnoliopsida; Lamiales; Orobanchaceae
Source: the annotation of a GenBank genome assembly